This is a messenger RNA of Mus caroli (Ryukyu mouse), 594 nucleotides long. Lineage: Eukaryota; Metazoa; Chordata; Mammalia; Rodentia; Muridae. The record is from RefSeq and is a predicted model, not a curated record.
AGCUGAAGACCUUCCAGGGAAGGGCCUCCUCCUGUAACUGGAGGGACCAUGACAGCGAAUAGAGGAGCCAGGACCUUCUUAUCUGUCUUCCUGCUGUGCUGCUGGCAAGGCGCUGAGCUGCAGCCGAUCACGACAACUUCAGAUGAAAUUCUAGCCCAGGAGAUUUUGGAGCCCAAAACAUCAGCAGUGUCUGAAACAUCACCACGACCAAGAUCAUCGAUACCGACAACAGUACAAACCAAGGAAAUAAAUGCUGGUAUUGAUGAAAACUACCAAGAAGAAGCCCUUGAGAACUACCACGAGGUCCUGGAAAACAUAGAACACUUGUCUACAAAGGAGGAAAGUGGCAAAAAUGACAGAAGCACGGUUGCGAACCUUCAUGCCCACAGCUCUCAGACUAAGCAUGGGCCACCCUCGUCUCCUGAAGGAAAGGAGAGUUCAAACGAUGAUGUNUAUGGGAAACUGUCUGUUCUGGACAAAAUCCUUGAAAACAUAGGACAAUCUGAAGGCAGCCUGGAGCUAACAGGCAAGUGGCCCCUGAUCAGCAGGUCCCCUGCCAGACUGAGGUGGAGGAAGAAUGCCACUUGCAACUGA